Messenger RNA from Aspergillus wentii DTO 134E9, 1527 nucleotides. RefSeq lists its product as uncharacterized. The record is from RefSeq and is a predicted model, not a curated record. The coding region runs from base 1 to 1527 and encodes 508 amino acids. The transcript is spliced from 6 exons. NCBI's taxonomy places the organism in Eukaryota, Fungi, Ascomycota, Eurotiomycetes, Eurotiales, Aspergillaceae.
AUGAGCACCGAGCUUGCCAGGCGCCUUCAGACCUCAUUGGGAGGUUUUUCCGAGAUCACGGCAGUCUCCCAACGAGCCAUAAAUGCAGGGCUAGUCAAGCUGGUAAAAGAGCACCCGGAGCUCGCCCAUGUGAAAUGCAAAAGCAAAGCAGGCCAUUAUCUGGAUGCCGAAAUUGAACAGCCUCUGAUUUCCCUGAAAGUGACGGGCGCAAGCCUCGGAAAAGUCGAUUACGAGAUCAAAGGCUGGACCGUGGCUUUCAACGUACAGAUUGACCUGGCCACCAUUGAGCCGGGUUCCGCAGAGGACAAGGAAGUGAGAGGUGCAAUUAAGCAGCCAGGCGACUAUUCUUUGACGUCGUUAUUCCUGACAUUCAAUAGUAAUAUGAAACAUUGCGAUUUCAAGGGAGCGAAUCUGGACUCGGACGACAUCAUUACCCUUGGCGGAAUCCUGGCAAAGUGGUUCGUCGACGAAGGACCGAUGAUCGAUCGACGAAAGCGCACUGUUGCAUAUGGCUUACACACCGCAAAACCAGACACGGUCAAUGCAGAUGCACCCAGCUUCCCUCCUACGUCUUUGAAAUUGCAGACAUACGAGUACAUUGCUCCGGGAGAAGAUAAACCAAAGGAGGGCCUCGAGAACGGGCGCAAUAACAUGCUCCUGUAUCUGCAAAUGACUGAUAGUAAAAAGUUCCCCUCCGAGCCGAUUCUGCCCUACUCUGGGAAUUUUGUCUCUGACGGAAUGGACGGCACCAUGUGUAUUGAGAAGGGGAUCUUCUGGGAUCGCUAUCUCCUGCGCACCACGGGGCCCCGGCUGCUUCAUCUCUUUAACAACGCGACGUACGCGUGGGUUAAAAGUACCAAUUUGAGUCAGGUCACGGAGCCGGAUUGGGAGAUUGGGAUUGGAGAUGGCGGGCAUGGCGAUAUGAAUUUCUUCAACUGGGCCCCUAGUACCGAUGGUUCCAUGUCAUGGACUUGGGGAGAUCCGCCCCAGGAUGAGCAGCAUAAAAUUACUAAAGAGACACACGGUCGGCUCGAGAUAACAUGCACUACAAAGAACAGGAUGGAGGCACAACCGGGAUCUAAUAUCAUCGAUCUAUCUGGUAAAACCAAUAUCCUUGCCGAUGGUGGCUGUGGUGGUGGGAUGUCUGCCCCCUGGGCCUGCAGUUACAAAGUCCACGUCUGGCUUGAAUGGCAGACAAAAGUCACUCUCAAUGCCGUAGAAGACGGAGGGUUUUCCCUGUCGCUGGACCUCGCCAAAAACAACUUCAAAGUUGGCGCAGACGAGGUCAAAACUGACUGCGCAAUGGCCAUCGGUGUCAUGGACAGACUGGUCAAGGCCUGCGACAAAAUGAAAACACAGCUCGAGGACAGCCUGGCAAAGGCUCCCCUACAUGAUAUCGCGGCCAAGCUGCAAACGGACCUCAACAACUCGGCACGAUUUGUGGUUCCCGGAAAAGGCACGUUUAAGUAUCAGAAUCCUGUUUUCAAUAACAACGGAGAUGUGAUGAUCGAGGUUGGAUACAAAUGA